Ramularia collo-cygni is the source of this 360-nucleotide messenger RNA. RefSeq lists its product as uncharacterized. The record is from RefSeq and is a predicted model, not a curated record. Bases 1 to 360 code for a protein of 119 amino acids. The transcript has 2 exons. NCBI's taxonomy places the organism in Eukaryota, Fungi, Ascomycota, Dothideomycetes, Mycosphaerellales, Mycosphaerellaceae.
AUGUCCGAUACUUCCGACACAGACGGCAUUGCCCGUAUCGAAUCCUUCAAGAAUGCCCACCUCGCCAUGGCGCCCGAAUACUCCUUCGCCGCAGCUCUCUGGCCACCGGUCCACAUCACCUCAGCGUCACGAAGCACGACGAGUGCCACCUUCUCUACAAGAUUCAACCCAAUCUUUGGAAACCAUAGCAGAACCGCCGUCCAUGGCGGCGCAAUCGCCACACUCUUCGACUCUUUGACGGGAUGUACGCUUGCGUUGGUUGCUGAGAAGGGAUUCUGGGUAAGGAAGGACAAUAAUUGUAAGCUCAGUCAUCUGAAGAAAACCAAGCUAACGAGAAGUGAUAGGAUGGAAAAGAAGUGA